This is a messenger RNA of Dermacentor silvarum, 331 nucleotides long. Its product is annotated as glycine-rich protein-like. The coding region runs from base 26 to 331 and encodes 101 amino acids. Lineage: Eukaryota; Metazoa; Arthropoda; Arachnida; Ixodida; Ixodidae. The transcript has 2 exons. The record is from RefSeq and is a predicted model, not a curated record.
CGAGGAGCUGCAGUUUUCUCCAACCAUGUUCCGUGCCUUUGUCCUAAUCGCCCUGGCCACCUGUGCCUUUGCCGGCUUCGCCGGUUACGCCGGCUACCCGGUCGGCUACUCCGUAGCAGCUCCAACCUACGCUGCCUAUCACGCUCCACUCGCUUCCGUAUCAGCCGUCCACCAUGCCCCCGCAUAUGGCUAUGGAUUUGGCUACGGAGUGCCCGCCUAUGGCUUUGGACUCGGCAGCUAUGGCCUGAGUUACGGAUACGGUCUCGGUGGUCUCGGCUACAGCACCUUUCUCCGCAAGAAAUGUGAGUGUGCAGCACCUUUGAGGGCAUGA